AUGGUGACCCAGGCGAGCGGCCUUAAAUACUUACUCUUCUUCACUGAGGCCAUGCGGCCCCCAAUGCCGCCACCACGCGCCGCUCUCGAUAUACUUCCGCUCGAGCUCUGGGACAUCGUUAUUGCGUCACUGGUCGACCCCCUGGUGCUGGCGCAUGUGUCCCAGGCGCUGAACGAGCGGUGCGUCCGGGCCGCAUCGGAGCGGGCAAGCGAACGGCCCGUCGAAUGGGCCCGGGUGCGGACAGGCCAGCUCGACUACGGACGGGACGUACUGCGCGCUGUGGCCCACUACGUCCCCCUGGAAGCCCUGCCGCUCACAGACUUGUCGGUCGAGCUCAUCGUCCCGCAGAGCAUAUCUCUGACUCCCCAACUCGGCGCACAGCUGUUCGAGCUGUACCACAUCGUGAGCCAUGCGCCGCGGCUGCACCGGCUCACGGUCCGUUUUGACGCUGAGGUCAGAUGGUCUAACAAUGGCUGGCAACACAUCUUUGUUAACCGGGCCAUGAAGACGCUCUGUGCCAUCCUGGCGCGCGCGGCGGCACGUGCGCCGGGCCCCGUGAUCGUGGACAUUCGCAAGCCGAGGCUCAGCGGAAAGCCCGCAGUGCCGUUCACGUGCAGGCCGACGGACAUCGCCGAGUGGGAGCUCGACAACGCGACGAGCCGCUUCAAUCCGCCCGGCCGCUGGACCCCACGACGCCUACUCCAGCCGAAGCGCCUCCAGGUGGCCGAUGGCUCCACCCUCACGCGCUGCCACGACGGCACUGUGGCCCUCGCGCCGAGUGUCCAUCCGUUUGGCAUCAUUUGCUGGGCUCGAGUCCACGCAGGGUCCCACCGCUGCAGCCUUCUCGCGCUACACGAGCACAAUCCAAAUGACGAAGGCCUCACACACCUUGGGGAAAGCACUCAGCGCCUUUUCGGAAUGCCGCUACACAACGUGCUUCGGAAGCACAGCCACCUGUUGGUGCCCGAAGCUCGCCUCUAUGGAGAAUCAAUGGAAUGA
Mycena indigotica is the source of this 999-nucleotide messenger RNA. Its product is annotated as F-box domain-containing protein. Bases 1 to 999 code for a protein of 332 amino acids. The transcript has a single exon. The record is from RefSeq and is a predicted model, not a curated record. Lineage: Eukaryota; Fungi; Basidiomycota; Agaricomycetes; Agaricales; Mycenaceae.